AUGUCCGCGCCGGAAGCCAAACGCCAGCGCACGCAACCCACCUACGAGCUGCUCUACCACCCCGGCAUCCCCGGCCGGGGCGAGUACAUCCGACUGGUCCUCGAAGCCGCGGGCGCGCCGUACAGCGACGUCGCCAACGAGAAGGGCUCGGCGGGCUACGCGACGGUGCAGGCCCUCUGCUGCUCGGCGACGAGCACGGGCGACGACGACGGCAACCCGCCCGUGUUCGCGCCACCGGCGCUGCGCGUCGCGGGCGCGGGCAAGGGCGGCAGGGCGCUGCUCGUCGCGCAGACGCCCAACAUCCUCGCGUACCUCGCGCCCCGGGUCGGGCUGGCGCCCGCGGACGAGGCCGACGCCCUGCACGCGAACCAGGUCGUGCUGACGGCGCUCGACCUCAGCAACGAGACGCACGACUCGCACCACCCCAUCGCCGUGUCGCUGUACUACGAGGACCAGAAGGAGGAGGCCGCGCGGCGGGCCGUCGACUUUCGGGAGAACAGGAUCCCCAAGUUCUUCGGCUACUUCGAGCGGACGUUGAAGGGCAAUGAGGGGCUGGGCAAGGGCAAGUAUCUUGUGGGUGACAAGCUGUCUCAUGCGGACACGACGGUUUGGCAGGUCAUUGACGGCCUACUCUUUGCCUUCCCCAAGGAGCUUCAAGCCCGGAAAGAAGAGUUCCCGCUGAUCUUCGAGAAGUUCUAUCCUGGAAUUAAGGAAGAGAAGGGCCUGAAGGAGUACCUCGCCAGUGACAGGCGCUUGAAGUACUCCCAGGGCCUCUUCCGCCACUACCCUGAGUUGGACCGCGAGUGA
Diplodia corticola is the source of this 807-nucleotide messenger RNA. RefSeq names its product glutathione s-transferase. The transcript has 2 exons. The coding region runs from base 1 to 807 and encodes 268 amino acids. Gene Ontology annotation, molecular function: glutathione transferase activity. The record is from RefSeq and is a predicted model, not a curated record. Lineage: Eukaryota; Fungi; Ascomycota; Dothideomycetes; Botryosphaeriales; Botryosphaeriaceae. Gene Ontology annotation, biological process: glutathione metabolic process.